This is a messenger RNA of Musca domestica (house fly), 2837 nucleotides long. Its product is annotated as peroxisomal acyl-coenzyme A oxidase 3. Gene Ontology annotation, molecular function: FAD binding; fatty acid binding; pristanoyl-CoA oxidase activity. NCBI's taxonomy places the organism in Eukaryota, Metazoa, Arthropoda, Insecta, Diptera, Muscidae. The record is from RefSeq and is a predicted model, not a curated record. Gene Ontology annotation, biological process: lipid homeostasis; fatty acid beta-oxidation using acyl-CoA oxidase. The coding region runs from base 301 to 2379 and encodes 692 amino acids. The transcript is spliced from 6 exons. Gene Ontology annotation, cellular component: peroxisome.
UCGACAAACUUCAGUUGUCUCAAAUACAUGCCAGAUGUUAGAAGCAUUUGCCGGUCGUUUUAUCCGAAACUAAGGGAGAAACAAAAUUGUGAAUAAUUUACAGCCAGUAGUGUCGGGUUUUGUGCGGGUGAAUUGUAAAGAAAGAAGUCUCAAAAUCACAUCGCAAAAAUAAAAGUGCACGGAGCUUUAACUCAGUCUUCACACACCCAAUACCCACAGCUGAUAAAAUUUAUUUCGAAAAGAAAAACGUGAGUGAAUUUAAAACACAACCACAGUGUCCGCAAUUAGAAACUCAAGAAGAUGACUCAAAGUGUGGAUACAUCAUUUAUACCAGACCUUCCCAAAGGGCCUUUGUGUAUUUACCGGAAAAGGGCCAACUUUGAUUGGAAACGUUUGAGGCUUAUCUUUGAAAAGGAACAAGUUUUGCGGCUCAAGUACAAAGUCUGGAAAAUACUGGAGAAUGAUCCCCUUUUUUCACAGCCCAUAUCAACACUACCCACCGAUCAACAGAAACGCAUUUGCGCAAUGCAAAUGAAUCGCAUGAAACAACUAGACUUAGUUCCUAAAGAGAUCGAACAGCGUUCGUUCAGUGAGAAAACCAAAUAUUUAAUGGGCAUCAAUGAGGCCCUGCAUGCCUACUGUCCCAGUUUGUCGGUGAAGAUUGCCUUGGGUGUGGGUCUAUUCAAUAACGCCAUUCGGGCUAUGGGCACUGAAAGACAUAUGAAAUACUAUGAGGCUGCCUGGAAUCGUGAGAUUGUCACAUGUCUAGCCAUUACGGAACUCUCGCAUGGCAGCAACACAAAAUGUAUUCGCACAACGGCAACCUAUGAUCCGACUACGCAAGAAUUCAUCAUCAACACACCAGACUUUGAAGCGGCAAAAUGUUGGGUUGGCAAUUUGGGCAAAACGGCCACCGUGGCCAUGACCUUCGCCAACCUGUAUACUCCGGAUGGUGCAAAUCAGGGUUUACAUGGUUUCCUUAUUCCCAUCAGGGACCCAAAGACACUUCAAGCUUAUCCUGGAGUUUUAGUUGGAGAUAUUGGCGAAAAGAUAGGUUUAAAUGGCAUAGACAAUGGAUUUGUUAUGUUUUCGAACUAUCGUAUACCCCGUGAGAAUUUACUAAAUCGCACAGGCGAUGUAACUCCUGAAGGCGUGUACGAGAGUGUGUUUACAGAGCCGGGAAAAGUAUUGGGAUCUGCAUUGGAAUCAUUUUCGGCUGGUCGAAUUGGUAUCAUGCAGGAAUCUGUGAAUACAUUGUCCACUGCUUCCAUAAUAGCUGUACGUUAUGCUGCCUUGCGAAAACAAUUCGGACCGGAAAAAUCUGGACCUGAAGUAGCUAUAAUCGAAUAUCAACUCCAUCAAUGGAGAAUAUUCCCGUAUUUGGCAGCUUCCUGCGUUUUGAAAAUUGCUGUUAUGGAACUAACAGAUAUCUAUUUGGGUAUUAUUGAAAAAUCACAGGCCGAUUCGAAUGGUUUUGAAUUGCUGACUCAAGCCGUGUCGGAAAUCCAUGCUGUUAUAUCAUCAUCGAAGCCCAUGAUAACAUGGACGGCACGAGACGCUAUUCAAGAAGCUAGAGAGGCUUGUGGUGGCCAUGGAUAUCUAAAAGCCUCCAAAUUGGGUGAUUUACGCAACGAUCACGAUCCUAGUCUUACAUACGAGGGCGACAACAAUGUUCUUGGACAACAAGCAUCGAAUUGGUUACUUCGUCAGUGGAAUGAAGGCAUAGAAAGUCCAGUGGGCACUGCGAAUUUUUUGAAAGAUAGAGACAAUAUUUUAAAACAAAAUUGGGAAUCGGUACUGAAACAAGCACCAAUUGACUCCUUCGAAUUUGUCUUGAAAUGUUACGAAUGGAUGCUGUGUCAUUUACUAGAAGUCACAUCAUCGAAAAUAACCAAAGACAUGAAUGGUGGCAGUCAUAGAUUUGAUGCCCGCAAUAAUUCCCAAGUGUAUGGAGCCCGUGAAAUGUCCAUUAUAUAUUCAGAAUAUUUCUGUUUGUCACGUUUUAUUGAGAGAUUCAAUCGGCCAGAUGUAGCUGGAGAGUAUUCCAAAGUUCUAAAGUUGGCGUUUGAUAUUUAUGCGAUGAGAUGCUUCGAUAGACACAUGACUACCUUCUACGUUGGUGGCUUUGCUCAUGGCUCCACAUUUGCAGAUCUGAUUAGAACACGCCUUCUGCAGAAAUGUGCAGAGUUUAAGGAUUCCGCUGUUGCUGUUGCCGAUGCGCUAGCACCUCCAGAUUUCGCAUUAAAUUCGAUCAUAGGAAAAUCUGAUGGCUUGUUGUAUGAAAAUUUGCAGAACGAAUUUAUGACAAAUCCAGGUGCCUUUGAAAGGCCACCAUGGUGGCGUGAUAUCAUCAUUCCACAAGUGAAAUCCAAACUCUAAAUGAGAUGCCUUUUUGAAAGAAAACAAACAAAAAACUAAGUUACCCCUCCAACGAGUUUCUUCUGUCAAAAUCUAAUUACCUAAGAUGUAAAUUACAACAACACAAGAGCAAUCUUCUCCUCAAUCUAUUUACUUAUUAUUUACUCAUAUAGUAAAAAAUCCUUAAACAUUAUAUAUACUAAUAUGUUGUAAGUUGAUAUUCAUUGUGUAUGUAUUAGAUUUCGAAAAAAAUCCGAAUCAGUACUGUUUUAAGAAUUGUAAUCUCUUAGAUUGGUUCUUAACGUAUCUUCUCGUAUUUAACUUAAUUUGUCGUAAUCGAUUGAAACAUAUAUUUGUUAAAUUGUUAUUAUUGCAGUUUUUUGUGCAUUUUAUAAGAACCAACAAAUAAUAGGUAUUGAAGUAUUUUUGUUAAAUUAAGUGUCUAAAAUUUCCAUUAAAAAUGUAACUUUUAAAUGUGA